Danio rerio (zebrafish) is the source of this 2286-nucleotide messenger RNA. Lineage: Eukaryota; Metazoa; Chordata; Actinopteri; Cypriniformes; Danionidae. The record is from RefSeq and is a predicted model, not a curated record.
AGCUGCAGUGCUUAGUAAGAGGUUUACAAAAGCUCCCUCUUGCUCGAUUCUUUUCAAACACCCUGAUCUCUGUUAUAAAGCUAGCUAUAUUCUUUUGUGCUGAUUUGUUUUAUAUUGCAGAUGUCAUUCAGAUCUUCCGCAGAAAAGCCUAGUUUAUAAUCCUGACCUUGAAGUGUUGUUUGUAUGGAUUAUUUUUGAAAAGACCAGAUCUGACAAUGGCAGUGAAUCAACUAGAAGAUGUAAUUCAAAAAUGGAGAACAAUUGAAGAGUUUAAACCAGAAGACCAUGAACUCUUUCUAAAUGCUGGCCAUACUUGCAUUGCCCAAGGUGAUGGCACUCUACUACUGAACUUCAUAAAAGACGAGGCAAAUAAGCACAUAGUGAGGUCUAUGGGCGGUGGUCUAGUGCCUGCACUGGUGAGUGAAGUGCUGAGAAAUGGCCGCAGUGCUGUUCACUGUCAGGCUAUCCUCAGUGAACUAGUACAGAUCUGCAGAGUGAAAGAAGUACUCAAUACUUUACUUCAACAAGUGGAUGAUGCUGAUCCGAAUGCAAUUGCGGACUCUAUCAUUGUUCUCAUGCCUCCUAUUCAGUCAGUUCUAUUGAGAAUGAGCGAGUUGAAGGCCCCUGGAUUGUCUAUGGCCCUUGAUUCACUUCAGAAACAGAUUUCAAAGUUGCCUGUACCAUACUCAAACAAACAGGAACAGGAAGAUGUGUAUGGGCUCUGCCGAUGCUGCACUGCAGUACUGACCUUUAUACAACCCUUCGUGCAGGAAGUCAAGAAUCAAGACACAAACUCAGAGGCCACUAGUUUAAGAGCUGCUCUUCUAAAGUUGUAUGUUUUUACUAAUGUUUGCAUGAACAGUCUAAGGGAACCCCUCCUCCAAGCUCAACUGGACAGAGAGGGCAACAAAACAGAAAUUUUGCCACUGUGGAAUUUUGCAGCAGAAAUAAUGGCAAUCCUAGUAGUGAUCCAAGAAUCUCUACCAAAAAUCCUGUUCUACCAUCCUGUGAGGGGAAAAGAGGACGACAUACUAGAGAAACAAGCCUGCCAUCCAAAUGAAUCAAAAGCUUGCAUUGCUUACUUGCUGUUUGUCCAACUUAUUGCCAUAGAUGUUUUCCCUGCAGUUUUUAGCCCUGUUUUUGUACUCCAGUGUAAUAUGGAAUACAUCAAUCUUCUGUUGAGUAGAAAAGAUGAAUCAUGGAUUUUGAAAGGACUGGACUUACAUGUUAAAAGUUUGGAAAGAAUAACAGCCUGCAGUCUCCCAGUGGAGCUCUUAGACCUGAAACCAUUCCAUGAGGUUCCGCAGAGCUUAAUUAAAAUUAUGAUUGAAUGUCCUAUCCAGCAUUUGAGAGGAAGAAGCCUUGUGGUGUUCCAGCUCUUUAUAGAGAAGCUUAAUGGUGAAGCAAAGCACAAAUUUUUCAGGCGCAUAAUAAAAACUAGCCAUCAUGCAGGUGUAGAAAGUACCAUCCUCAAAAACAUAAAAAAUCAAGUGGAACAAACCAGAAAGUCAGUCUACCAAGAUGGCUGGUUUGAGGGGACUCGGCUUAUCUCACUGCUCAGAGACACUAUCUGUCUCCCACAGGGCCACGAAACUGACUUGCUACAUGGAAUGGACAGGGUCAUGGAGUCUCUAAAUCUUCUGCGGUAUUUACUGAUACAGAAAAGAGGAAUUUCUACUGGAGAGUGGACAGACCUGUGCCAUAUUGCUGAGACGUACACAAAAUUACUACGUGUUUGUCUAAGCAUGUCAAAAUCAUACUAUGGAACUGAGUUAAAAAGACUUCGAGAAAACAAAAAGAUUAAGGCUAAAGAAUUCAAAGAGGCAUCUGGAAAGAGAUCAGUUCAGAGCUUGAUUGUGAAAACGGAGACGCUUGGUAGCAUGCCACCUGAGGCACAGGAUAAGGUCUUGCAGUGCGCCCUGGUCACAUGUGACUUAAUGGAAAGUCUUGUAGUCCGGAUUGAAGAGAUCAUUGAGGAGAGUCAAAAAUGAAGUACUGCGCACAUUUACUGCAAUCCUAACCUAAUUUCUUUCUAUCUUUCCCCUAUAUCAUGUAGUAUUUUGCAAUGAUAGAAAACAAAGUUACCAUAGCAGUAUUUUCAAUAUUUUUAAGCCAUUUCUACAAAAAAUAAUAAUAAUUAUUCUCAUUUGAAAUAAAAGGUGGACAAUUUUUCCUGACAAACUGUUUGCUUUGCUCUUUGUGGUUUAUGAAUUAUUUUUUAAAGAAAAUAUUUAUGCAAGAAACUGAAUAAAGACUCAACAAUUGGCACUGCACAGUAUGAAACAA